GAAUUUUACAAUUGCCUGAUUGUCAGUCGGCAGGUUUGUGCAACGCCACUUGGAACUGUCCAAGAAUUCUCAUCACCACGUCUAUAAUUUAUUGGAGUGUAUAAGAAUUACGUGCAACGGCCAUUGCACCCGAUAAUUUGAUACCUUCAAGGCAAGGUCGACUGUAUCUUAAGAUAUCUGGGAUUGAAAUAACUGCGUAGCCAUUGUAAAUUACGCAGGAAUCUAUAAUUGGCCGGUUCAAGUGCAGAGUAAUUGAAUUAGACGACGCUGAAUUUUUUACGAUGGGAGUCGAAAGGGUGCAGACACCUCAGGAGAGCGAACAAGACAAUGACGAGUGGAUCGCGGCGAAGGAAAUCCUGAGAAACUCGGCCGAGCGAUUGAGGAAAGUCAUAAAAAGCCUGUUCGAACGAGACUACGGUGAAAAUGUAAUGGUGGACGACUUUGAGGCAAAGAUGUUGACACCCCCGGGUUCGAACUACGGCAGUGUGCUGCUCGCUGUGAAGGUGACGGUACGGAGGAACAAGUUCGCCACGCCGAAGGUGGUGAACGUCGUCGCGAAGAUGCUGCCGAGCGAGUUCUUCCAGGACGUUUUCAACAGCGCCGUAACGUUCCCAAAGGAAGUCGCCGCCUACGAAGAGAUACUGCCGGCGUAUCAGAUGCUUCAGCUGGAGAACGGAAUCCCGAAAUCCAAGGUAUUCAACCACUUUCCCAGGUUCUUCGGCGCCAGGAUACCCGAUGAUCUGAAGACCAAGGCCGCCGACGACGACGCCGUCAUACUCCUGGAAAACCUCGUCGCAGCUGGUUACAAAUGUGGGAACAGGUGGAAGGGCUUAGAUCGGGCUCAAUCGGAGAUGACGGUCCGCACUUUGGCGACCUUUCACGGCCUCGGGAUCGCCUUGAGAAAAAAGAAACCCGAAGUAUUUGCCAAGUUCGUGAAGAAGGCGGUUACCUUCAGCCACCCGUCGACCUCCAUAGUUCGUGCGGCUAAAAAUUGCAAGAACAUGGUCAUGGAGAACGAGAGGCUCAAUCCGUUUUACGCUCGGAUAGCCAAUGCUUUGGACAACGGCGUCAAUACUAUCAACACGCCGCCGACGAAUCAGUUUGGGACCAUAUGCCACACCGACUUCUCGAUUAACAACAUGUUGUUCCGUAACGACAGCGAAGGUAACGUCGAGGCGGUGAAGUUCAUCGAUUUUCAGACUUACAGCCAUCUCAGUCCGGUGAGGGAUCUUCUCUAUUUCCUAAUCGCCAGCACCGCGGAAAACGUUUUGAUAUGCCACUUUGAUCACCUGGUGAACAUGUACCAUGAUCGGCUUGUCAGAACCCUGGAGGAGCUUAACUGUGACGUUGGUAACUUCGGGAGAAGCCACUUCUUGGCCGAGUGCAAAGAAUGGGUUGGCGCCGAGGCCCUUCACUGCUGCUUGAUGGUUAAAAUCAUUCUGUUGCCGGAGGCUGAGGCUGGAAUCGAGGGGAACGGUCCUGAAAUACAAUCUGUCGACUAUUUUGACAACCUUGAUUUCGAAGCGUACAGGCAAAGGCUGACGAUCAUGUUUCAAAGUUUCUUGGAAAGAGACUGGAUAUGAAACUGUAUUUGUUUUUACUCUAUUCUAAUCGACAGUUUCAUUCUACAUGCAGAUCAUGUUAUUUCAUACUCAAAAAACUGCAAUCCAGCAACUCAGUCUUGUGUCAACAAUAUCGAUCUAUAAGGCAUACGUGGAUUAUCUAAAAGUACGUUUUAACGAUGGUAAGAAUCUUUUGAUUUAAUUGUCUUUGUAGAGUUUUUGUUAUUUUUUUUUUUUUAAUUCAAUCAAGUUGUACGAAUUUUAGUGAUUCGCGUAAUUUACACAUUGAACUUUUGAAAUACUUGGAUAUCAAGCGUGCGUAAUAAUGUUAAGACAAGUUAGGUAACGUUUUGAUAGAAUCGAAAAUUUCAGUAGAAAAUGUUGGGUUUGAAACGUGAAAAAAAGAUAAUGAAAAAAAUAAACGUACUUCGGCAUUGCGAUCUGCAUACGAAAUUAUUCUACUUUGGUCUCGAGAUUAAGAUAUCGUAAUCAUUUCAGUAUACCGUUGCAAUAAAAUGGUGAAUUUCUCCGGUCGGAAUUUAAUUACAUCCCGGAAAAAUAUUAGUUAAUCUGAAAACCAGUUUUUUUAUAUGCGUAAAAAUUUGUUCGCCGAUUAACGCAGUGUCUAAUUGUGAAGAAAAUGCUAUCCCUUGCAUACGCAGAGUGUAAGACUAUCUUUACUUGCGAUGAAAAUCCAAAACUGGUACUUGGUACGGUAUGCUUGAAUAAAUUUCGUCUGAGUGUAAAAGCAGCUUUCAGCAAACAGCCA
Molecule: messenger RNA, 2331 nt
Organism: Neodiprion virginianus
Lineage: Eukaryota; Metazoa; Arthropoda; Insecta; Hymenoptera; Diprionidae
Exons: 2
Coding region: 282-1583 (433 amino acids)
Source: RefSeq, a predicted model, not a curated record